AGUUUCAAAGUUAUUUCUGGAGAAACCGAUCAUGGGAAUUGCUGUCCUUACUCGUUCAGUGAGAUCACMRUUAGAAUUGGCCUGAAGCGAAAAUUCCAAUACCACUUGUUCUAUYUCGUKGCACCAUGUGCCCUACUCUCCGUGCUCUCCCUAGUAAGCUUCUUCAUCCCCACAGAGAGUGGGGAGAGGAUUGGUUUUGUCACUACACUCUUGCUGGGCAUGAUGGUUUUCCUGCUGAUUAUUCCAGAGUCCCUUCCCGAGUCCUCUAAGUCCAUUCCRAUUUUAGGCGUCCUUAUGAUGGCAACAAUGAUYAUGAUUUCGUUAAUUCUUCUGAUUACGAUAUUCAUUCUCAAGUGCUUCCACUCCAAGCGCAAGCCUCCCAAGUUCCUAAGGCAUAAUUUGGCCCGUACACAAUCUCACAAGCCGAUCUCCAAGUCUGACCAAUCRCCUCCCUUGSGAGUGGAUAACAUUUCUCUAGGAGCCGUGGCCCCGGAUUCCAGGCCCCCUUCUACUAACGCGUUUAUGAAAACGAAGAAGGAGAUGGAUAACGAAGCAACUUGGCAGGCAUUUUCGCGCCUUUGUGAUAAGAUCAUGUUCGUCACRUUUCUUAUUUUCACGGUAAUCUUGUAUGCUGUGACCUUGACCUAUCGGGACUAAAAGCUUUGUUACUCAUCACAUCCCAGACACAAUCUUUUGUGUAAUAUUGAUGCUACAAUAUGAUGUUUGUAACGGAAAACAAAACCUGGGUACUCAGAAAAACAGCAGCUUGCACAUAUAUUUACAUCACGUCAAUAUUUGCAUCCCAGACCUUUUAUGAAGGCAAAUCCAUUCUCGGUCUUCCUGUGUCAUAGGCACACUAGAACCACACUMCGAGCCCCAACUUAAAUAGGCACAAAACUAUAUUGAAAACUCAAACAUACCAAAGCAAUAAAUGGUUGGMAAACACUC
Molecule: messenger RNA, 948 nt
Organism: Exaiptasia diaphana
Lineage: Eukaryota; Metazoa; Cnidaria; Anthozoa; Actiniaria; Aiptasiidae
Product: neuronal acetylcholine receptor subunit alpha-5-like
Exons: 1
Biological process (GO): regulation of membrane potential; nervous system process; signal transduction
Cellular component (GO): synapse; membrane; neuron projection
Molecular function (GO): transmembrane signaling receptor activity; monoatomic ion channel activity; neurotransmitter receptor activity
Source: RefSeq, a predicted model, not a curated record